CCAGACUUCUUCAUUGCACAAAGGAAUAACCUCAACCAAAUUCCAAAGACUGGUGACAUCCAGUGGAAGCGGUAGGAACUGAAAACUCAUUUUUUAAAAUAUAAAUAUGAACUUUAUCAAACAAAACAUACAUGUAUUGUGUAACAUGAAGUCCUAUGAGUGUCAUCUGAUGAAGAUCAUCAAAGGUUAGUGAUUCAUUUUAUCUCUAUUUCUGCUUUUUUUGACUCCUCACUUUGGCUGGAAAAAAUGGCUGUGUUUUUCUGUUGCUUGGUGGUGCCCUAACAUAAUCCUUUGUGGUGCUUUCGCUGUAAAUCCUUUUUGAAAUCUGACACUGUGGCUGGAUUAACGAGAAUUUUAUCUUUCAAAUGGUGUAACAUACCUGUAUGCUUGAGGAAUUUUAAUUAUGAGAUUUUUGUUGUUUUGCCCUGCACUUUCACUGGCUGUUGCGGGGGUGGGGGUUCCUAGACAGUUUAAACAUCUCUAGAGACAAUCUCAUCAUUACUCAAUGCCUAGGUUUACUUCCAAUGUACUCACAUCCUACCAUACCUCUGUCUGUACUUUAUGCCUUGAAUCUAUUAUCUCUCGCCCAGAAACCUACUCCUUUUACUCUCUGCUCUGAACGCACUAGAUGACCAGUCCUGAUAGCCUUUAGCCGUACUCUUAUCCUACUCCUCCUCUGUUGAUGAUGGUGAUGCAGAGGUUAAUCCAGGCCCUGCAGUGCCAAGCUCCACUCCUACUCCUCAGGUGCUCUCAUUUUUAAACUUCUUUAACCGUAAAAGCCUUGGUUUCAUGCAUGUUAACAUUAUAAGCCUCCUGCCUAAGUUUGUUUUAUUCAUUGCUUUAGCACACUCUGCCAACCCUGAUGUUCUAGCUAUGUCUGAAUCCUGGAUUAGGAAGACCACCAAAAACCCUGAAAUUUCCAUCCCUAACAUGAACAUUUUCCGACAAUAUAGAACUGCCAAAGGGGGAGGUGUUGCAAUUUACUGCAGAGAUAGCAUGCAGAGUUCUGUCUUACUAUCCAGGUCUGUACCCAAACAAUUCGGGCUUCUACUUUUAAAAAUCCACCUUUCCAGAAACAAGUCUCUCAUCGUUGCCGCUUGCUAUAGACCAUCCUCUGCCCCCAGCUGUGCCCUGGACCCCAUACGUGAAUUGAUUGCCCCCCAUCUAUCUUCAGAGCUCAUGCUGCUAGGUUAACUAAACUGUGACAUGCUUAACACCCUGGCCAUGCUACAAACUAAGAUUGAUGCCCUCAAUCUCACACAAAUUAUCUAUCAAUGAAUCCACCAGGUACAACCCCAAAUCCGUAAACACGGGCACCGUCAUAGAUAUCAUCCUAACCAACUUGUCCUCCAAAUACACCUUUUCUGUUUUCAAACAAGAUCUCAGCGAUCACUGCCUCAUUCCCUGCAUCUGUAAUGGGUCUGCGGUCCAACGAUCACCCCUCAUCACUGUCAAACACUCCCUGAAACACUUCAUCGAGCAGGCCUUUCUAAUCGAUCUGGCCCGGAUAUCCUGGAAGGAUAUUGUCCUCAUUCCGUCAGUACAGGAUGCCUGGUUAUUCUUCAGAAGUGCCUUCCUCACCAUCUUAAAUAAGCAUGCCCCAUUCAAAAACUGUAGAACCAGGAACAGAUAUAGCUCUUGAUUCUCUCCAGACCUGACUGUCCUUAUCCAGCACAAAAACAUCCUGUGGCAUUCUGCAUUAGCAUUGAACAGCCCCCGUGAUAUGCAAUUUUUCAGGGAAGUUAGGAACAAAUAUUCACAGGCAGUUAGGAAAGCAAAGGCUAACUUUUUCAAGCAGAAAUUUGCAUCCAGUAUCACAAACUCAAAAAAGUUCUGGGACACUGUAAAGUCCAUGGAGAAUAAGAGCACCUCCUCCCAGCUGCCCACUGCACUGAGGCUGGGCAACACAGUAACCACCAAUAAAUCCACUAUAAUUGAGAAUUUCAAUAAUAAUUUUUCUACGGCUGGCCAUGCUUUCCACCUGGCUAUCCCUACCCCGAUCAAAAGCCCUUCACCCCCCACAGCAACUCGCCUAAGGCUCUCCCACUUCUCCUUCACCCAAAUCCAGACAGCUGAUGCUCUGAAAGAGCUGCAAAAUAUUGACCCCUACAAAUCAGCCGGGCUAGACAAUCUGGACCCACUCUUUCUUAAAAAUAUCUGCCAAAAUUGUUGCAGCCCCUAUUACUAAAAUGUCCAACCUCUCUUUCGUAUCAUCUGUGGUUCCCACAGACUGUAAAGCUGCCGCGGUCAUCCCCUUCUUUAAAGGGUGAGACACUCUAUACCCAAACGGCUACAGACCUAUAUCUAUUCUACCCUGCCUUUCAAAGAUCUUUGAAAGCUAAGUUAACAUACAGAUUACCGACCAUUUAGAAUCCCACCAUACCUUCUCCGCUAUGCAGCCACUCCUCAGUAAAAGGCACAAGACAGCCCGCUUGGAAUUUGCCAAAAGGCACCUAAAGACUCUCAGAUCAUGAGAAACAAGAUUCUCUGGUCUGAUGAAACCAAGACUGAACUCUUUGGCCUGAAUGCCAAUUGUCACAUCUGGAGGAAACCUGGCACCAUCCCUACAAUGAAGCACGGUGGUAGCACCAUCGUGCUGUGGUGAUGUUUUUCAGCAGCAGGGACUGAUAGACUGGUCAGGUUUGAGGUAAAAAUGAAAGGAGCAAAGUAAAGAGAGAUCCUUGAUGAAAACCUGCUCCAGAGCACUCAGGAUCUCAGACUGGGGUUAAGGUUUACCUUCCAACAGGACAACGACCCUAAGCACACAGCCAAGACAACGCAGGAGUGGCUUCGUGACAAGUCUCUGAAUGUCCUUGAAUGGCCCAGCCAGGACCAAGACUUGAACCUGAUGGAACAUCUCUGGGGAGACCUGAAAAUAGCUAUGCAGCAACGCUCGUCAUCCAACCUGACAACGCUUGGGAGGAUAUGUAGAGAAGAGUGGGAGAAACUCCCCAAAUACAGGUGUGACAAGGUUGUAGCGUCGUACCAAGAAGACUCAAGGCUGUAAUCGCUGCAAAAGGUGCUUCUACAAAGUACUGAGUACAAGGUCUGAAUACUUUUACAUUUUUUAUACAUCUGCAAAAAUGUCUGAAAACCUGUUUUUGCUGCUUUGUCAUUAUGGGGUAUUGUGUGUAGAUUGAUGAGGGGGAAAAACUAUUUAAUCCAUUUUAGAAUGGAAUAAAAGUCAUGGGGUCUGAAUAGUUUCCGAAUGUAGAUUAAGCCUAGUCAUGGACUAAGCUCUUUCUGUCACGUCUACUCCUGUGUUCGCCGUCGCUGGUAUACAUAACACCGGUCCUGGGAUCCAUUAUUACGCACACCUGGCAUCAAUCAUUAAGCGCACCUGUACGUCUAUCAUGAGGCACACCAGUACCUCUCCUAUACCUGGCACUCCCUUAGGAUCCUUCCCCAGUCAGUAUUGUUCCUGUGUUCAUGCGUAGAUCCUACUGUUAUGUUGUUCCGUUCCAUGUUUGUUGUUUUAUUAAACGUUUCACCUGCACCUGCUUCUCAACUCACAGCGUCUUCGUUACACAUUCAAUGUAAAAACUCUACUGAGAAUGUUUUGAAUCGUGGUCUUGGAUAUAUUGCAUCACUGAGCAAUAUCUCGUUGUAAUGUAGGCCAACAAAUUAGUGCACUCCAUAAAUCUUUAGAUUGCCUACAGUACAUGGCUGAAAACGGAUGGAAACGUUCAACAGGAAGUGAUGCAAGUCUUUCCCCUAACCAAUCAAGUCAUUCUUAGAUUUUAAACAUCCCACAAUUCUUUUCAUUUUGUCAGUCAGUCAUUCAUAGUAACAAAGAAAAACAGUUGUUAAAGCUACAGUCAGUCCGUAUCAAGAUGAUCACAAUCUGCCUUCUUUGGGGACUUCUCUCUCAAGUGUACCUGAUUCAGGCUGAAGAUGCUCCUCAACCAAUACCAGUGACUACUCGUCUAUUUGGAGACAAUAUAUCUUUGCCAUGUCCUAAAGAAGAAUCUCAACAAUUCCUGUACUGGUACAGACAAACUGUUGGCCAACUGCCCCAUCUUGUCGCAUCUGUGUCCUAUGCAUCAGAACCUGUACUUAAUGGAGAGUUUAAGAACCCACGUUUCAAAGUGGAGACAUCUGAAUAUGUGUAUAAUCUCAUUAUCAGAAAUAUCAGCACAUUAGAUGAGGCAACAUACUUUUGUGGAAUUGGGACAAUGUAUGGGAUGAACUAUGGACAUGCAACAUUUUUGGCUGUGAAGGGACACAAUCACCCUACAUUGGUGCAGCAACCAGUUUCUGAUCCAGUCCAUCCAGGAGACUCUGUGAUUCUACAGUGUACAGUACUCUCUGAGACCUGUACAGGAGAACACAGUGUGUACUGGUUCAGAGCCAGAUCAGGAGAAUCCCAUCCAGGAGUCAUUUACACCCCUGGGAACUUGAGUGAUGCGUGUAAGAAGAACCCUGAGACUCCCUCUCCUACACAUAGCUGUGUCUACAGCCUCUCCAAGAACAACCUCAGUCUCUCUGAUGCUGGGACUUACUACUGUGCUGUGGCCACAUGUGGGGAGAUCCUGUUUGGCAACGGAACAAACCUAAAUAUUGAAAGAUCACUGGAUCAUGUAGUCAUUGGACUGGGAGUGACAUCAGUUUUCUGUGUGAUUGUGAUCAUUAUACUCGUCUUCAGCAGAAAUACAAAGCCAAUUUCUGAACAUUAUAAAGUGAGUGUUGCUCAGCAUAUUAGACAUGACAACUCAACCACUGAAUAUGAUCAGGAUCAAGACCUAGAUACCCUGAAUUAUGCUGCAUUGCAUUUCUCUGAGAGGAAAACUAAAAGAGGAAGAAAGAAGAGAGAGACACCACAGGAGAGUGUGUACUCUGAUGUCAGAGUAGACUGGGACUGAACAUUGUUUUUAUGUGCAGAGGAAUGGAUGUAGUUUGGUCAAUAAACUUUUCUUAAUAUAUAAUGUAUUUAAACAGUCAUGAUAUUUGACCCUUAAUGAUACAGUGACAUUUUCUGUCAAGCAAGACAGUGGCAGAAUUUUCCCUAUACCCAUCAUGAGGUUAUUAGAACCUAGCCUAUGAAUGAAAGUUUACAAAAUAGGUGCACACAAGUCCAGAUAAAGAUUUGAGGUGACAGACACUGACACAUGGACAGAAAGGGACAAUACCGUCUUGCACACUUUUGCCUGCAUCUAGCUGAUCUAGUGUGUCAUCAUUAGUCCAACAGUUACAAACUGGAAAAAUUCAGGUAUAUUUAUUACCUGAAUUUAUUAUAGUUUCGUUCCGUUUGCUUCCGUUGAAGAUUUGUUUUAACAGAAUCUGAGGAAUGAAUACACCACCGUUCACACUCAAACAGCUCACUUUCAUAACCACAUACAAACAGCUUGUUGUAUUCCUUCUCGCAUCUACGCUCUCUCCUCCUCUCACCUUUUAGCUUCGCUUAUGGACUUCAAUGCACAACACAUCAGCUGUCUGUGACCAGGUGAAAAAACCUUUCCAAACCGAUCCUUCAUGUCAUAGCCGCUACAUACAGCACACAUCGUUGUCAUCAUAUUAGUUAAAGUAACGUCAUAGUCAGCAUAGCUAAUAGAACUAACAAGAUAUUUAACCCGCUACAAUGAUGCAGUAAAAUGUACAGUCAGUGAGCAGAUUAGCACUUACACCAAAUUAGUAAAACCAAAAGCUUACAUUUACUUGAAAGAGUUCCAAUUUUGCAUAGUUAAAGCCAGCUAACUAACAUAGCAUCCCUCUGUUUGAGCUGGGUGUUUGAGUAGCCAAAACUAGCUAGCUGCAUUUGCUAGCUAAGUAAGUGAAAGUGAAAGUGAAAAAAAUACCAAAUAUAUCUCUCUCUCUCUCUCCCAAUCCUCAUUCAUUUUUUAUGAAAUUCACUGAGAACUGUCCUCCCCUUCCUCCUCUGAGGAGCCUCCACUGAUGUAGGAAGCUAAUUAUUCUAGGAGCUUCUCUGUCAGAGCACCACUGUUAUGGAACGGCUUGUCCUGUCAGGUAGGAGGCCAGAAACCAUUGAGGACUUUAAAUCACUCCUGAGAAACCCAGUUUUUUUGUUUGGCCUUUAAUCUGUGAUUGUAUUGUUAUUUUAGACUUCCUUAGUGAUUCUAUGUCAUCCUCUUGUAUUGUAUCUCUUGUAUAUCAGCCCUUUGCUUAGACAUACUGUUUAACUGUGAGCCAACUCAGUGGCAGUGUGCUUAGUGUCCUACCUGAGAUAAGAAGGUUGAGGGUUUGAUCCCCGAUCGAGUCACACCAAUUACUCUAAAAAUGGGACCGGAUGCCUCUCUGCUUGGCACUCAGUAUAAAGGAGACGGAUUGGGUUAAGUGUCCUGUCCAGGAGGUGACCUUGUACAUCAAGCUGCAUUCCACUAUAGAAUCAGGAGAUAGGCUCCUGACGCUAUGAGGCAUUCUGUCUCGAACAAGGAUGAAUUACUUUCCUAAUGUUAUAUUGUAAAGUUUGAUCAGCCCCCAUAAAGUUGAUCAGCCCCAAUUUGAAGUCAUUUUUCUCUAUUUGCAAUAAUGUAUAAUUGUAUUAUGGUUCUAUUUUUAUUGUUUUAAUAAUUCUUCCUAAAUGUAUUAUUGUUGUGGUAUUUACUGUAACCCAUUAA
Molecule: messenger RNA, 6575 nt
Organism: Oncorhynchus nerka (sockeye salmon)
Lineage: Eukaryota; Metazoa; Chordata; Actinopteri; Salmoniformes; Salmonidae
Product: signal-regulatory protein beta-2-like
Exons: 6
Coding region: 3834-4862 (342 amino acids)
Biological process (GO): response to bacterium
Source: RefSeq, a predicted model, not a curated record